ACCUGGUGGGUAUUCACCCUCGUCAUUAUUAGCGCUUAUACGGCAAAUCUAGCCGCUGUGCUUACCGUAUCUCGUCCUUUCAUUCCAAUCAAGAAUCUUGACGAUCUUGCAAAUCAAACAACAAUCUCUUAUGGAACCAUCAAAGGCGGCAGCACUAUGCAAUUUUUCCAAGAGUCCAGAAUUGGAUCGCAUGUGAAAAUGUGGGAAUAUAUGAAAAAUCGUAACGUUUUUGUGAAAGAUAACCGCGAAGGAGUUGCAAAGGUGGUAAGUAAAAAUUACGCUUACCUUAUGGAGUCGACUUCGCUGGAAUUUGAAGUUUCUCAGAACUGUAAUCUCACCCAAAUUGGUGGUGUUCUUGGCUCUAAGGGUUAUGGCAUUGCACUACAGAAAAGAUCACUUUGGACGGAUCGAAUUUCGCGACAGAUUUUGUUGUAUCAAAAACGAGGUAUUAUCGAAAUGAAGAAGGCAAAAUGGUGGAGAAGCAAAAGCAGUGUACAUGAGGAGAUUUACGAACAGAUUGAUAAUUUGCCAAUCAAAAACUAAAG
Messenger RNA from Cylicostephanus goldi, 545 nucleotides. The record is from the annotation of a GenBank genome assembly. NCBI's taxonomy places the organism in Eukaryota, Metazoa, Nematoda, Chromadorea, Rhabditida, Strongylidae.